Messenger RNA from Aspergillus clavatus NRRL 1, 1671 nucleotides. RefSeq names its product general amino acid permease (agp2). Lineage: Eukaryota; Fungi; Ascomycota; Eurotiomycetes; Eurotiales; Aspergillaceae. Gene Ontology annotation, molecular function: amino acid transmembrane transporter activity. Gene Ontology annotation, biological process: amino acid transmembrane transport. The record is from RefSeq and is a predicted model, not a curated record. Gene Ontology annotation, cellular component: membrane. Bases 1 to 1671 code for a protein of 556 amino acids. The transcript is spliced from 8 exons.
AUGUCUGCCUCUCGAGUCCUCGAAAAAGGUCCUCCAGAUGUCAAGUCGACCAGUAGCAGUGUCAUCACGGACCAGGAGCAGGGGGUCUCCGACUCGCUCGCCUCUGGAUCCCAGCAUCUGCAGCGGAAGCUUGGGGUGAAGGAGGUUCAACUCUUUGCCCUCUCUGCUGCCAUCGGCACAUCCAUCUUCGUGUCAAUAGGAACCGCUUUGCCCAAAGCGGGGCCGGCAGGCCUCUUUCUGGGAUUUGCCAUCUGGGGUGCAUGCGUGCUCUGUGUCAAUGAAUGCUACGGGGAAAUGGUGUCGUAUAUGCCUGUCCCCAGUGCCACCAUCACCUUUGCUUCGAAGUGGGUGGAUGGUGCAUUAGGGUUCGCCAUGGGCUGGAAUUACUUCUUGAACAUGGCCCUUCUCGUUCCAUUUGAGAUCGUCGCCUUGAGUCUGAUGAUCGGCUAUUGGACGGACGUGAUGCCGGCUGCUGCAGUGGUGGUUAUCAUGAUGGUGAUCUACCUCAUUCUCAAUGUGGUCUCCGUCAGUUGGUUCGGCGCUGCAGAGUUCUAUAUCGGAAUCUUCAAAGUCCUGCUCGCGCUCGGCCUCACGUUCUACACCUUCAUCACGAUGGUCGGCGGCAAUCCCCAACAUGACGCUUACGGAUUCAGACAUUGGAAUCAGCCUGGGGCAUUUGCCGAGUAUCUUGUCAGCGGAUCAAGUGGCAAGUUCUGCGGCGUGAUAGCGGCUAUGGUUCAGGCAGGCUUCACUUUCUGCGGACCGGAGUAUCUGAGCAUGGUUGCCGCCGAAACCCAUAACCCCCGGAAAGUCAUCCGCCGCGCCUACAAGACCUUCCUCGUCCGCGUUCUGCUCUUCUUCGUCGGAGGCGCUCUCUGCGUCGGCAUCGUCCUGCCAUACAAUGACCCUACACUUGCGCGUCUUCUCGGAGAAGGAAUCUCGACGGGCGCGGCCUCUCCGUACGUGAUCUCGAUGCAGAAUCUGGGGAUUGCCGGACUGGGCAGCGUGGUCAACGCGGGAAUCAUGAUCUCGCUGGUCAGUGCUGGAAAUGCGCUGCUCUUUUCAGCGACACGGACGUUGCAUGGCAUGGCGACGGACGGCAAGGCGCCACGGUUCUUUGCUCAUUGCACGAAGAACGGAAUUCCGAUCUGGGCUCUGUUUGCCUCGUUGUCGGUUUGUCUUCUCGCUCUCUUGCAAGUUUCGGAAAGCUCGGCCAAGGUGAUGAACUACCUUGUGAUCCUCAUUACGGCAAAUCAGCUACUCAAUCACUUCUCCGUGAGCCUGACAUACAUUCACUUCUACCGCGCGAUGAAGGCUCAGGGUGUCGACCGGAAUACGCUUCCCUACAAGGGCAGAUUCCAGCCCUACACCUCGUACAUCGCAGUCACCAGCACUGUCCUUCUCACGCUGCUCUUGGGCUUCGAUGUGUUUGUAGACAUGCCCAACAAUUGGAGCAUCAAGUAUUUCUUCCUGAAUUAUUCGAUGCUGGCGUUCUACGUGGUGAUGUUCCUGGGAUGGAAAAUCUUCAAGAAGACCAAGUAUCUGAAGCCGAUGGAAGUGGAUCUAGGACUCGGAGAGGCCAAGAAUGAGAUCGAGGCGUAUGAGAUGAUGCUGGAGGAGAAGCCGGUUGGAAGAUUUGAAAAGAUUCUGCUGAAGGUUGUGCCAAUGUGA